AUGAGUGUCUUGCGUUGAAAGAAUCACGCUGUAUAUAUAUAUGUAUAUUGUAUACCUACUUUAUAACAACAAUGAUUGCACAACAGUAGUAUUAUUGGCAGUUAAUAUUUAACACUCGUCCAAUACACUUGGCCUAGGGUACCGACACGCUGUUACGCUUACAAAAUAAUUUUGGAGAAUACCAUUAAUAUAUAUUAAAAUGUCUAGUAAGACUAGUUUAUUUAAGAAGUUCUAUAUACUAUACCAAAUUAUUGGAUUAGUACUAAUAUAUUUUGUAUACUAUUGGAUUGUUCAAUACCGGGGAGGAUUUAGUUUUACCGAACCAAAAAUAAUAUUCAACUGGCACCCAUUAUUGAUGACAAUCGCAUUCCUUUAUUUAUUUGCAAAUGCUAUUCUUCAUUAUCGCACAUUUCCAAAUAAUACGAAACAAAAAUUAAAAAACCAACAUGCGCUUAUUCAUGGUUGUAUAUUAAUCCUUAUCGUAUUAGCUGGAUUUGCUGCUUUUGUUUCGCACCAAUAUGGUAAACCUCAAAUUCCUCAUUUGUAUUCUUUACACAGUUGGUUGGGAGUUAUCACUAUUAUAAUGUUCCUAUCCCAGCUUAUAAGUGGACUCUGGUGUUUCUUGUAUCCCGGAGUAGCUGCCCAACAUCGAGAAACUUUGGCACCAUAUCACGUGUUAUUUGGCAUUUGCAUUUUCAUUUUAGCAGUUGCAACUGCUUUACUAGGAUUCUGUGAAAAAAUAAUAUUUGCUCUGAGUGAUAAAUACAAACUGUUGCCGGCAGAAGCUGUACUUGGAAACAUUUUAGGCAUUGUUUGUGUAUUUUACUGUAUACUAGUAGUUUAUAUGAUAACUAAACCUGAGUUCAAGAGACAACCUAAAUUAGAAUACGAGACUUUACUUAAAUGAAAUGGAAUUUUAGAUACCUAAUGUAAAUUUUAAAGUUUUGUGUGUUUGUAAUUCAAGCAAAGAUGUUGACUGAACUUGUUAAUAAUAGAAAAAUUUAUUAUUCGGUUUUUAUUAUUUUGAUAUUUAGUAUUAAGACAGAUGCAAAUUUAAAUUAUUUGAUAUUUAUAUUGAAAUACAUAUAUAAUUAGCUGAAGAAAUAAAUAAUUAGUAAUUAGUUAUUAAUUAUCUCUCUAAUUACUUUAUAGAUUAGUAUAAUGUUUACAUUGUACGGUUAUGAGAAAAUGAGUAGUUAUUUGCAAAUAGUAUUUCUUGCACAAUGUCCCGUCAUUUCGACGCGGCAAUCUUGACGAGCGUCAAAUGGACGCGCCCAUUUGGACGAACGACAAUAUUGGACGCAUACGUAAUUUCGACGCAUGCAAUUUUGACGCUACCACUUUUAGGUGCAAGUCAAUUUUGACGCAAAAAAAAUAUAAUUUUAUGUUUAUUAUAAUAUUAAGUAAAAUAAUACGAAGUUUAUCUUUUUAUUAUAUUAUUAUACAUAUAGUAUAAUAUAGUAUUUAUAUAUUUUAUUA
Molecule: messenger RNA, 1479 nt
Organism: Aphis gossypii (cotton aphid)
Lineage: Eukaryota; Metazoa; Arthropoda; Insecta; Hemiptera; Aphididae
Product: transmembrane ascorbate-dependent reductase CYB561-like
Exons: 6
Coding region: 200-907 (235 amino acids)
Molecular function (GO): oxidoreductase activity
Source: RefSeq, a predicted model, not a curated record